UUAACAACUUGGAAGCGGGUGGAUCGUUUUGGAAAAGUGGAUAUAAAUGAAAACAGUGACUUACGGGCAGCCUGAGAAACAAGAAGUUCUAGGAACCAAGCCCAGGGCAAAGAAACUGGAGCAUUUUAGUGCUAAGGAAUUUAUUUAACAUUUUUUAAAAGGACUUGCCUUGUGUCUCUCUGAAAAUCUGGGAAAUGAAGGGCAAGAGGAAAAAAGAGUAAGAAUAGAACUGGGCUAAACCAUACUUCCUCUGAAGGAGCCCGGUGCAAAGUUGUUGCAAAAGCAAGGAUGAUUAUACAGAGAGUAGUGCUGAAUUCACGCCCUGGUAAGAAUGGAGUGCCAGUGGCUGAAAACUUCCGACUGGAACAAAGUACAAUACCAGAUAUGAUCCAAGCAGGACAAGUGCGUGUUAGAACCCUUUAUCUCUCUGUGGACCCUUACAUGCGCUGCCGAAUGAAUGAGGAUACUGGCUCAGAUUACCUCCUGCCGUGGCAGCUGUCUGAAGUUGCUGAUGGUGGAGGCGUUGGGGUUGUGGAGGAGAGCAAGCAUGAUAACCUUGCUAAAGGAGAUUUUGUAGUCUCCUUCAAUUGGCCCUGGCAGACAGUGGCAAUUCUAGAUGGAAGCUUGCUACAAAAGCUUGUUCCACAGCUUGUAAAUGGACGCCUUUCCUACUUUCUUGGUGCAGCUGGCAUCACAGGACUGACGGCACUGUUAGGUAUAAGGGAGAAAGGACAUGUGACUGUGGGUGCAAAUCAAACAAUGGUGGUGAGUGGAGCAGCUGGUGCUUGCGGCUCUUUGGCGGGCCAGAUUGGUCGCCUGGAGGGCUGCUCUAGAGUGGUGGGGAUUGCUGGUACAGAUGAAAAGUGCUCCAUUUUGGUCCAAGAAAUGGGGUUUGAUGCUGCUAUCAAUUACAAGAAGGGGAACGUGGCAGAGCAGCUACGUGAACUCUGCCCCACUGGUGUGGAUGUUUACUUUGACAAUGUUGGUGGAGACAUCAGUGACACGGUUAUAAGUCAGAUGAAUCAGAACAGCCAUAUCAUCCUGUGCGGACAGAUUUCUCAGUAUAACAAAGAUGUGCCUUAUCCUCCUCCGCUGCCUCCUGACAUAGAAAAAAUACAGAAGGAAAGGAAUAUCACAAGAGAAAGAUUCUUAGUGUUGAACUAUAUGGAUAAACAAGAAGCGAGCGUAUUACAACUCUGUCAGUGGAUCCAAGAGGGUAAACUGAAAGUCAGAGAAACCGUGGUAGAUGGCUUAGCAAACAUUGGUGCUGCUUUCCAGUCCAUGAUGAGUGGUGGCAAUAUUGGAAAACAGAUCAUCUCGAUUUCUAAGUAAAAAUCAGUGCUUUGAGAAAAAUAAUUGGAUUCUGUCUACCAGUCAGCAAGUUUUUACUUGUACUAAUUUCCAUUUUCUUAAAUGAACCAUUACAUUUUUCUGUGUGUACUUAAAGCAGAGAUUCUGGGAUGCUAAUAAACUAAAUAGAACUGGAAACAGGAAUGCGAUAAUUUAUGCUAGAAAUGAGUAAUAUGUUCUUUGACAUGAUUUUGACAGUUGCCAGCUAGCACACUUGCAAAUAUUUCAUGGGUGUGGUUUGGGAGUUAGGACAUCCAAGGAACCAUUUGCAAUACGUACUUUUUACCUGGAUCUGGAUUCCCUCAUCAGAUGACAACAGUCAAAAGUAAGCCUCUUCCUGCUAUCCACAAGGUUUAGGAUUCUCGCAGAAGCAUUUCUUUACUUGUGAAUCCUGGCUCAUGUUACCUCUUCAGAAUAAAUAAAAUCAAAGGAGAAAAUGCUUUAAACGAAGUGCCCACAGUUGUAAAAAAAAAUUUAUACUUUUUUUUUUUCAUAGAAGCAUAGAAUAGUUUGGGUUGGAAGGGACCUUUCAUGCUGUCCCUUCAGAACAUGGUCUGACUACAAGAACUCCAGUUUUUGUCCCUCUCUCUCUUACCAUGUAGCCACCUAGUUUUGGUCAUUAGAAUUUACUAGCAUAGGUGUGCACCAUUCCCAUGGUAGUUUGUCUCAGUGCCCAGGAACUUCUCUAGGAGUUUUUAAUUUAUUAGUGUAAGUGAGCCGUGACAGUCCAAUCGGUCUGGCUAAUCAUUUUUAGAAUGUAACUCUUCUCAUUUUUACAGAGAACUGCAAUGAAAAACUCCAUUUCUGGCAUGCAAGGUCUCUAAUAACAAAGAUAUUUCCAUUUUGCCAUCUGGAACAUACUUCUACUGAUCUGUCUUAGCUGCUUCUUUGCACUGUGUCAUUAUAUCCCCUAUUUUCAGAGCACCUGAAACCUAGUUCACUUACAAUUCCGUCUGCAUGCAAUCUGAGGCUUUCAUCGGAGAGAAGCUCAGGUGUAGGGUGAGCCUUACUUACUCUUCUCAAUCUUUGCAUUCCAGACUUAAUUGAAGUUUUCUUUAAAGCUUUCCUUUUCUAAUAUUUAUUGUAUCUUGGUUUUAUGAUCCCUCCCUUUCACUUGUUUUUCUCGUUUUUACACCUCUCCAGCUUGACAGACAGAGAAUCAUCUGGUCUGAUGACAGAGGGUAACUUUGCAGACAAGGGACCUUCUGUUCCCUCAGAAACUUGUCUUGACUCAGAAUUUUUGGUCUAAUAAUGCUCUCUUACCAUCUAAAUGGGGAAACUUUAAAAACCAAGUCACCAUGUUCAAGUUUGACUCUCAGAACCCUAAGCCAAAUGAGACCGAUGAGACUGUGUCUUCAAAAGCAAGGAACAGAAAAGAGAACAGAUAAAUAUUUUAAAGACAUUUGAAUUCUACUACUAUGUACAUUUAGAGAUAUCAACACAUUUAUUUAGAGAAUAGGAUUGUUCAUGACACAUUCCAAUUUAUAGGUGACUUGAUUUUGGUUUUAAUUUGUUUGAAGAGAAGCACUUCCAAACAGCAGGUUCAGCUGAACUGUCCAGAGGAUGGAUUAUCGAGCUCUGCAUGACUCACUACCUAGGCCAAACUGAAUGGAAUCCAAGGACGAGGAAAGAAACACUGUGCAAGAAGUUUGGUGUUGUAAAUCGUUUCACAUGCCCUGAAAGUGAGAUGACAAGUAUCAAACCUGCCUAAUAUGGUUGUAAGCAGUAUGAUAAACAGUCCUUUCAUUUCCUAACGCUGAAGCUGGGCAUUAAAGAGGGAAGCAUACAAUGACAGAUGCCCCAACCAUUGAGACAGAGAAAGACACCUGCAUUAGUCUGAAAUCUUCCUGUAUGCAUCUUUCAACUACAGAACUAGUGACUGGCUCAUUUUCAGCUACAGUGUGAAUCCAGCAUCAGCAUAACUAGCUCAAGCACCUUUAAUGACAGUGUCAUACUGGAAUCGAAGCUAGAAUUGCUAUGCAGUUAAAGCAGUAUGAUCAUAGUUGGUGAAUGAACACAGAAAGCAACAAGUGAGUGAAAUUCUAUGAAUUCAUGCAUAUUGACUGCUAAUAGAUGGUAGCUCAGUUACGGAAGUUAAGCAAUGCAGGCUUAUGAGGCUUGAUAAUUCAUAUAUAUGUUAAAAUGAGAGGCAGGAGGAAAUGCAAUGAACUUGAGCACUGCCUCUAGAUUUGGAGGCCUGUCAUGUCAAUGGGAUUUAAUAGGGAGGGAGCUGAUGGGAAUACAGCCUUUCCAAAGUGCUGCUCUUGUGAAUCUGUGCUGAUAUGUCCAUUGUCCCUUUUCUUUCUUCCCUCCCACUGCUUCCAUGUGCAUAUGCCUGGUCCCACAUUCAGACUGCAAGAGCAUCACCAUCAGCCUAUGCACCCCAUAUUCUGCAUUCAGCCUCUGCCGGGCAGCAGAUUAGCCUUAAUGCACUUUAACACAUUAAAUCCUUCUGAAUAAACUUUCUCAUCCUUACAAUUCAUUCCUAAAGCAAAUAUCUAAAUGCAAAAGAAAACAGCCCACUCCAUGUACAUGACCAGCCAUGAACACUCCACACCCCCACAGCAAAUUUGAUCUUAAACUAGGGCUCGGUUGCUACUGCUCUUCAAAAUUAUUGAUGCAAGAGUAUUUUUACAAAUGAGAGUAUCAGUAUUGUCAUUCCUUCUGAGAGGGAAUAGCAUCUGUUUUAAUUAGGAAGAGAAAGCCCUCUUUUGAAAUUGGGUGGGUUUUGUGUCUGUCUAAUUGUACAUAAAUUUACAUGGUGCUUUUUGGGCCAUGAUGGAGUUGUAAAAAGAAUAUACUGUUCUAAACAUCUUGAUAAGCAGUCAGCAGAACUUGCACUAAGUAAAAGAUCAGAACACUCAUAAUCUGAUGUAAGGAAUGUCUUGGACAUCUGGACCAAAGCAGGACAUAUUAAAUCAGGCCUUGUCUUCAAGAUUGCCCAUUUGGUAGAGGAACAUAAAACCCCCACCCCCAGAAGCAGGCCCCCUAUGCACUGCACACGCCUAGUAGAGAACUUGUAUGAUGCAAUCACCUGUAGCUUUUGUAAUAAAUUGAGCACAGACACUCCUGUCAGGUGUUCUUGGUUUGUGGAAAAGCCACUGAGCACCCAAACUUGCAAAACUGUAAUAAGAACAAUGUCUGAACUUGGUGCGUGAGGUUGUCUAUUUGCAUGCCAGGUAACGAAUCCGACUUUUGGACAACAAUGUCAGCAUGAUGUUUUCCUGUUUUCUUCCACACUUGAAGGCCAACCUCUUCCCACACACUAGUUUCAAUGUUCUAUGACAUGUAUUCCUCCAUAUUUGGCUUCCUCCUACUUGUCCAUCUUAUUUCAGUUUCAACAGCCUGUUGUGAGAAAAAUGCCUUUUAUUCUAAAUCUGGGAACUGUUCUUCUGUUUUGUUCCAGUCUGCUUGGAAGGAAAUACAUCAUAGGGUAGUAUCAAAAGCUAGCUAAUUAAAUAUCUGUACAUUUCAGGAGUCUUCAACUGUGAACUGCACUGUUUGUUUUGUAUGAAUGUAAGAAAGCAAUCGUAACAUUAACCACUACUGAAAAGGUGUUAAAAUGUUGUUUUGUUUCCCUUCCCUUCAAAGCACUCAGUCUUAUAGAUUUCAGUUUCCAGACUUGCAUUUGUUUGUCCAAAGUACAAAUUUUGUACUUUUGGACAAUAUUUGCUGAAGAGCUACUUUAGAGUGACCUCAUCUGUGACACUCUGAAUGGACACACCUACCAGGAAGGACAGUCCUCUAGGAAGUUAUUUUUAACCACUUAAACAAAAUAUGAUAAAUUAUAAAAUUCCUAGCACUGUUAUUUUUACAGCAAUUGCUUCAUAACCCACACAGGCCAUAAGCCUGUUACGAGCUGAUGAUGUGAGGGGUGAUCCAGAGUGAGGUAUUGAUUCUUUUAAAGGCAGCUUGAUUGUAACAGCAUUCCUGUAGUCAGGCAAACUGUGGAGAGCAAAAUAGGUUCUGUCAGCAUUAGUCACGUGGUUUUAGCGGAAAAAGGAAAAAAUAAAGAUGCGUUGCCUCCAAAACUGGGUUCUUUACCUGGUGUGCGUAAGUCCAAUUAACAGAGCUGAGAUAUUUGUAUUUAUUCAGUUCUGAUCAGAACAGGGUGCAAAGCAUUUAACACAGCCAGCACACCCGGUCAUUUUGAUUACAAGGUGUAUAUCCACAUUCAAACAAAGAUAUAAGGUGCAAUCACUUUUCUUAUUGCUUUAUUAUGAUUUCAUAGUAUGUGCAUGCCUACCUUCCACUUAAAUAUCCAGUUAGCAGGAGGUGCUUUAUUUACAUCUAAGAUCUUCUCCUGUAGACAUGAUUUUUAGUACUUAAGUGCCCUACUGUGUGUUAAGGAUACAAAUUUUCUUGACUUCAUUCAAGUUUUAUUGUUUUAAGCUGACAUGAGAUUAACUACCUUCUUCAUUAAAAAGUGACAGAUUAUCUUUACUAUGUGCAGAUUCUCAUGCACCUGCACAUUGUAAAAAGAUCCUCUUUUUGUAUGCCAAGUUCCUGCUAUCCUGUUACUACCUGUGUUUUGAUUUUGGUUUCUAUCUUGUUACUGUUUGUAUCUGGGUCUGGAUUCCCUCAUCAGAUGACACCAGUCAAAAGUAAACUUCAUGCUGGUACCCACAAUGUUUAGGAUUCUCAUGGCAGCAUUUCUUUACUUGUGAAUCCUGGCUCAUGCUACCUCUUAAGAAUAAAUAAAAUCAAAGGGAGAAAAUGCUUUAAACCAAGUGCCCACAUUUGUAAAAAAUAUCGGUACAUUUCUUUUCUCAUCGAAUCAUAGAAUAGCUAGGGUUGGAAGGGACCUUAAAGAUCAUCCAGUUCCAACCCCCCUGUGAUAGACAGGGACACGUCCUACCAGAUCAGGCUGCCCAAGGCCCCAUCCAACCUGGCCUUGAACACCUCCAGGGAUGGGAUGUCCAUAGCUUCCCUGGGCAACCUGGGCCAGUGCCUCACCACUCAUAGUGAAGAAUUUCUUCCUUAUGUCUAGUCUAAAUCAGCCUCUCUCCAGUUUAUAGCCAUUCCCUCUCAUCCUAUCACCACAAGUCUUUGUAAACAGUCCCUCCCCAGCUUUCUUGUAGCCCCCUCAGGUACUGGGAGGUUGCUUCUUCAUAAUGUAUUAAUUUUUUAAUUAUUGUACUGUGUGUACACAAUAAGAGCCACAACUGCUGUGUGGCUCUUCAGCAGUCAUGUGUUUUUCACUGUAGGAGAGGGUGCAUUUAACAAAGGGUGACAAAUAAUUGGUAACAAAAAUCCAAGGUGGUUUGGAUGUAGUAGGUAGUCACUGGCUGCAGAAGUACCAGCGUUUAUCCCAUGAAGCUUUAACUUACAGAGAUGGUGAGUGAUAGUUAUAAGAUGUUAGGCAAGGGCAAGCAUGAAUUCAGAGCAGGAGUUGUGUGAACACAGUGAGGUUCAAGAAGUUCAGCUAUACAAUUUUUAUAAACAUUUCUCGAUACAAAGAAAUUGUGUCUUACUGCAGUUUACAGUAGCUGUGGUUACAAAAGUGGAGAGAGUGAAGGCAGAUGCCUUUCAAAUAGCUUCAUCUCUUUAUUCUGUAUUUUGAUGCAUUGAACACGGAAGAAGCAGAUGCAGGAUUACUUAGUCCUGUUGUUUGUAACAUUGCACUCCUCUGUCUCUAUGCUGCCUUUCUCUUUACCAGGUCCUCUUCGCAGUGGGAAGUGUUUGUACAAUCCAUAAAUAGACUGCCAGGGGAUGAAAGAUGAUUACAGACAGAUGGCAUUAUCCUGCAAUAAGAAAGGGUAACAGCAACUGGAAUAAGCUUCAAACCUAGAAAAUAUUUCCUGAGACACAACUGAAGUAGCACAGGAAGAAGCAGGAAUGUGUCUAGAGUUUUUAGCCACAGGAACACAGAAUUUUGCAACCAGAAAGGUACCUUAGAUAGCAAAAUGCACUUUUGCUACAGCCCUCUGCUCUGGAUGGGGUGGUGGUAAGAGGGUGACUGAACAGGAAAGCAGCCUUGAAAGAAAACGAAGUAGGAAGUAGCAAAGCAGUGGUUUUGCAAGAACAGGGAGGUGCAAUUUAUUUUAUAGGCGACUGGCUGAGGGCAAACAGUGAGAGAAUGCAGUAAGGUUUUAUUGGUCUACCCUCCUCUGCUCCACCCUCUUCUUGGACUAGCUUCUCCAUAUCUCUGAAACCUUCCUGCAGUCCUCUGCAAGAAGGAGCCUUCCUCACCCCUUCAGUCCCUACUUGAUUUCCUUUGUCUCCCAGGCUGGGGAAUCUGGGAAGGGAAAGUAAAGGGCCAAGUACCAGGUUCUGAUGGGGUAAAGUCUGGACAGGAGUCAGCUGGUUGGACUUUCUUCUGCGUCUGAGGGCAACUAGGGGAGGCAGGAUGCUGUCUACUGGUGCUUUUCAUCCGGGGAUGGAGCUGCCUUUAUGUCUCACUCCCCCAGAGUAAUACCUAAAUUUUGCUUUAGGGAAUAACAAUCUCAUUAGAAAGCUGCAUGGGCAGCACUGAGUAUUUCAAACUGGAACAGCCUGUUCCGUGUCCUCCGGUGCCUGCAGGCAGCAGUCUCUCACGUCUGCCAGCUCCAGAAGGGGGUUCUUUCUCUUUAAACAUUUGGAACUGUUUGUUUGUUUGUUUGUUUGUUUUAGUAUGCCAUAGAGAUAGUGAGAAAAGCACAUGGAUAAAGCCUCUCUCCUUGACUUAUCCUUGCAUUUUCCACUAUGCUGAAUGCCAAGAUUUCCUUUCUGGGAUCACUGAAUUGGACAGGCCUUCACUGAUGACAGUUAUAGGAAAUUAUGCAUGGCAAUGGCAUUCCCCAGGGAACUUGCUUCUACAAGUUUUGCUCAGCCCUCGGACCACUAAGGUAAUAUGUGUAAAAGAAUCUUUUCUUCCUAGUUUGUAUUAGGCAUUUCAUGGCUUUUUGGAUGUAUUUUGCCAGUGAACAAAGAAUUCCCUCAUAAGCAAACUGCAGCAUUAAAAAUUACAUGUGCUUUUUCUAAGAGACUUAAAAAGGCAGCAAAAUGUACUUGAAAGACAUGGUCAGAAUUUUUUUCUUUCCAAAUAAUCAUUUCAAGUGUCAUUUUUGAGUAGUUUCAAAUGAGAAUUAAGUAUUUUAAAGGAGCUCCUACUUGCAGAUUAAAAAAACCCAGACCAAAACAACAAACCCUGCAGUGUAUUGUGAAAGGGAAGUAUUUAUACUAUGAACAAUUUAUUUGUCACAGAUCAUACCAAUGUCUGCCAGCAGUAGGUAAAGUACUUCAGCAGCCUCGUUCCAUGAUCUGCCACUUGCUUUGCUCCCUUCACGUAGCUUUUAUUUGUCUUCCCAGUGAACAGCUUGGGAAGGAUACUCUUGGCUUCCAAAGACCUCUGUGUUCUCAGGCUUUCCCCAAACUACCCAUGCAGUACUGUUCUAAAAGAAAGACAACUAGAUCCCAUAAGUGAUGAAUAUGAGAGUAAAAAAGUUAAUAAAUAAAAUCUUUUCACCUGUAAUUCAUCCAUAUACUGGAAAAACACGUCAUAAACCAGGUAACACUGAGAGAUCUUAUACUGAUGCUGAUCGAUGUAAAUGCUAGGACACAUUAGAUGUUGUGUUCCCUUCUCAGUACAAAUGCAGCUUUCAGUGGGCAGAAGAGCUUGAUUUUGAAAGAGGACCAAACUCAGGCAAUUCAUCAGGACAGCACAGGGCCUGUUAUCACUUGAAUGUCUUGCUUCAGUCCACUCUGUUGAUUUGUGCCUUCUGGGCACCACAGGCCAACAGAGGAGCAAACACAGUUUUGGUUAUAGAGUGGUUUGCAGAUUUGUCAUAAUACCUGCAGACCUGUCAGAGGUUUGUCCAGUUAUCAUUAUUGAGUUAUCAGUGGUUCAGUAACCAGUGAUGUGUACUGGGAAAUGAGCUGCAUUUUAUGAAAUCAAUAUAUUUCAUUUGAAUUUUCAGGGAAAAAAUAUUGUAUGGUGAUUUUUGUUACUUAGAGUUAACCUGGGCAACCACUUGCCUAUAUAAUAAGGACAGCUGAAUUAGAGGCCAGCUCCUAGUUUGCGCUUCUCAGGGCUUUCAGCCUGAUGAAAUGCAAAGAAUUAAAAAAAACUUUUGUGAAGAGAUUGGUAAAUAAAGUCUUCCUGUAUUAGGAAUUCCUCCUUCUUAAACAGUUUUCCAGUAUUAUAAAACCUUAGCAGGAAAAUCCUGACUUUCCUACUUGAGCUUGUGCAUUUCCAUUUGUGCAAGUUCCAUUUGUGAUCCAUAGGGACAUCCAUUGGUAAAAUAAUGAAUCUCACCUUGGUAACAGCUUGUAUACUCCAACCAAAAGCCACUGGCAAUCUUCUCAUGCUUUUAGCCCAGGGGAUAAAAUGUAUCAACAGCCCUCAGAAUUAUAUGGAAAACUAGUUCAAACAUGAGUCAUGAUAUAACCAGUGUCUGAGCGCUACACCAACAAAAUUACAUCCAUAUAGCAUAGAGCUGGGACAAACUAGAUGCUAAUUCCGUAUAGGAGAAGUCUAACUAAGAAUUUCAACCAGGGCCCAGGAGCAUGGGAUAUAAGCAGUACCUUUCCCUGCACUAGUGUCCCAUGGGGCACUGGUUAGCACAAUUUCAAAUGGAGUAUGGAUGAUCACUGCUUAAAAUAUACUCAACGCAAAUACUACUUGGUGUAUCAAACACCCAGACACACCAGGAAAUUACUGCCCAGUUCCACACAGUGAAUGAGAUAGCUUCUGCCGUCUCAGUUGUACAUGGGCAAUGAAUGAUAAUGGUCUGAAUUAGAUAGGAGGUAACAAGAGAACAUCUCCACCCACAGUUUUGCCAACUUGGUCAUGUCAAGUCAAAAUUCAGUGUGAUAAUGUAGAUGAAGCUCCUCUAUUCCAGUUGAUAAAAGCCCAUUCAAAAGGACGUAGUUCAAGGAUGCAGGCGUAGAAACAGGAGUUAGCCGACCUCACUGUCAAAAUUGUAGUGGGAAAGACAGCUUUUGUCCCACAUUCACCUCUAAGCCAAAUCAUGCAACACUUCUGUUCACGUGCUCUUCCCUGGAUUUCACGUGGGCCUGUUCAGAUUAAACGCUUUAUUCUUUACAAAAGCAUGUAGUGAGAGGACAAGGGGGAAGGGCUAUAAAUUGGAGAGAAGAAAAUUUAGAUUAGAUAUUAGAAAGAAAUUCUUCACAAUGAAGAUGGUGAGGCACUGGCUCAGGUUGCCCAGGGAAGUUGUGUCUUCCCCACCGCUGGAGGUGUUCAAGACCAGGUUGGAUGGGGCAUUGGGCAGCCUGGUCUGGUGGGAUGUCCCAGCCCAUGGCAGGGGGGUUGGAACUGGAUGAUCUUUAAGGUCUCUUCCAGCCCAAACCAUUCUAUGAUUUUGAUUCCUGUCUUUGUUCAUCCAUACCAAGCUUAGCCCGUACACUGGUCACAGUAACACUAUCUCCCACACACACACAUAUAUAUAUAAGGCAUUUCCCGUAUCAGUGGUGGGGCCAAGUCCCCUGAAAGCAAGAACCAGGAAGGAGAGAAGGCCCCAAGUAAACCGGUUGGUGGUUACUGGUGUUAUAUAGACUCGAGAUCUCACCAGUCUGCCAUGGACAGGCCAUCUUAGACUCAGGCCACCAACUUGGAGUGUUCACCAAUUCCACCAGACACUGUGGGACUGCUCAACAAACAACAACAGCUCCCCAGUACCAUGACUCUCCACAACAGAACAGUGUUAGAUUUACUUUUGUUAGAAAAUGCUAGUGUUUAUGGCAUCCUAAACCUAUCACAAACCACAUGUUGUGUUCAUAUACCAAAUGUUUCUGUUCCCCUUAAAUAAAAGACUUUAGAAAAUGAGAAAGGUGGCGAUCACUGGCUUAGGUAGUAGCUGGCCAGAAGUAUUCAAUCCACUUGGAAUUUUAUUAACAUGAUGGAUCACUAGUUUUUUGCAAGCCCUCAUUACCGUGGAUAUUGUAAUAGUGAUUACAAAGUGAUAUAAUAAGCUGUGUUAAGAGAACCAUGUUAAAAGCUGUUUCAACUGUUAGAUAGAGGCUGUUGAAUGUUUUACGCAAUGUGCCUUGGAAACCUAUGGAUAUCCCUGAGGAAAAGGAUGUGUGGUGAUUGCAAAGACACCACCUGGGAGCUGUGCUCCCUUUUAACCUUGAAGGGAAGAGGUAACUGCACUAGCACUUCAAGGAUACCAAUCAGAUCAUGACUGUGGUCACAGGGCAGAUUGUGGCAGACACACUCAUCCUUGAGAGGGAGUUGGACUGAGGCACAGUGCAGCUGGUAGGCGACUUGAGUCACAAAUCUCACCCCAAUGCUGCCUUGGAGACCACUCCAACUGAUGAAAGUCAUUAGUGACACAAGGUCCUCCCUGUCAUAGGGAUGGCUAUCAUGGACAUUUCCUUGAGGCUGAGCGCCCUCACUUUAACAGGGGAGUGAAUACGCUAUAGGGUCCUCCCCUUUGCUCGAAACCCUGAAAGCUUGCAGU
Messenger RNA from Cuculus canorus (common cuckoo), 11753 nucleotides. It is a transcript of the gene PTGR2, whose product is annotated as prostaglandin reductase 2. NCBI's taxonomy places the organism in Eukaryota, Metazoa, Chordata, Aves, Cuculiformes, Cuculidae. The record is from RefSeq and is a predicted model, not a curated record. The transcript is spliced from 10 exons. Bases 289 to 1332 code for a protein of 347 amino acids. Gene Ontology annotation, molecular function: 15-oxoprostaglandin 13-reductase [NAD(P)+] activity. Gene Ontology annotation, biological process: prostaglandin metabolic process.